Colletotrichum godetiae is the source of this 1550-nucleotide messenger RNA. RefSeq names its product trypsin-like cysteine/serine peptidase domain-containing protein. The coding region runs from base 84 to 1055 and encodes 323 amino acids. Lineage: Eukaryota; Fungi; Ascomycota; Sordariomycetes; Glomerellales; Glomerellaceae. The transcript has a single exon. The record is from RefSeq and is a predicted model, not a curated record.
CAUCAACUUAGGAAGAUUCAUACUCUGGAGAUUUUGACAGCUGGUGUAUAUCCUUACUGAACCCCCUGCCCAGCGUUGUGAUAAUGGAGGAAGUACCUCAAAAACCUGCAGUCUCACGGAGGAGACCGAGACAAACAGCGAGGAUGGACAACGCAGCGGCCGCCUCUUCAAGACCAUCUCAGACUACAAACAGUGAUUCAGACUGUUUCAUCAUAGAACCUGAACACAAUACAACAGGCAUGACGGUGAAAGGCCUACAUAUUCUUCCAGAAAUCAUCCACGUCGGCCUCAAACUCAAAGAUCUGGGGAAGGAAAGCAUCCAGCUGCUCUUAGAGAAGCGCCAACUAUUGAUAGAGACGCCAUUUGAUGUCCCACCAGACAUGAAAAGAAAGGGUCUAGCAUCAUCAGUUAUGGCAACCUUGGUCUUUGCCCAGGAGGAAGCAGGCACAGCAGUCUGCAUCUCACCCAAUGGCAUCCUGCUCACCUGCUCCCACUGCACCGCGGAAACUAUCGACGACUUUGACGACUCCAAGAGCCACUGGCUCCUCUUCGCUUCAGGCCAAGUAGUCGAAGCCAAAGCUCUAGCCUGGGACGGCAGAAGAGAUUUGGCCCUGCUGAAAAUCAUAUCAGCCCAACAGUCUCCGCCAUCUUCAGGACCGUCAUCAUCACCACCCUCAGGGGGAUUCCCUUUCAUAACCCUCUCCUCCACACCACCAGUCUUGAAGGCCCGAGUUAUCUGCGUCGGCCACCCGGGCAGUGAGGAUUUCGAGGCCACUAUGCCGGGAACGAAGACGGACUACGAUGUCCUCCACCUUAGCACCGGCACGUUCAGGGGUUGUGCCGAGGGUCAGGACCCGCAGGAUAAUUCGGAUAUCGGGGCGCUGAUGCAUUCAUGCUGGACGUACUGGGGGCACAGCGGCGCACCGCUAGUCGAUAGGAAGACGGGGACGCUCAUUGGGAUUCACUCGUCAUGGGAUGAUGAGACGGGAAUGCGUAGGGGAAUUGCUUGGGAGGCCAUAUCUGAGUUUCUGGAGGAGAAUAAGCGUUAUUUGUGAUCUUGAGGAAAGGGGCCAGGUCCUCUGACUUAAUAGGUGUCUCUAGUUUCAUGAGCUCUGAUGUAAAUCUUUACACAGACAUAAGAUGUUGGCUGGAGGCUCUAGUCUCUUUGAGAAAUGUAGCAAGAGGGUAGAGGUGUGAAGGUCGUUCUUGCCUCUAUACUCUGUCUCGUAUCUGCCCCCAGUUUCUAAUUCUUACUCCCAUCUUUGGUUCCUUCUUCGUCCAAGGCGUUCUUCCUUUCAUCGAAGACAGUUCCUGCCCUCACAAUUGAAUACCCAAAAUUCUCAAACCCCCCUACCCCUCCAUCCAGACCUUGUUCUUUCAUUAUCGCCAAUACCGAUAGGCACACACACAGAUCAUCCAUCAUCUGCAUGCUCGGUAUCCGCUAGCUUCAGCAAGCCGAUAUCAUCCCCUCGGAUACUCUGCUCAAACGCUAACAAUCAAACCCAGCUUCUUCUGUGCUUGCUCAAAGCAUCAGUGUUGUUCUCAUCAAA